AUGGUUUUGAAUCUAAUUCGAGAAGCCAUUCAACUCAUUCAUGAGAGUGAUAAACAAGAACUUUCAGAUAAGCUGACAUUAACAGGGUUCUAUAAGUAUUUCCUUUUGUCUUCAAAGACAAAGAAAAUUCCAAUGUGCACUGAUUGUCAGACGUAUCAAAAAAAUCCAGACCAAAAAUCCUGUCCUAAAUGUGGGAAAUUAUGGAAAGAUAUCAAAACUCAUUGCUUUUUACGCCCAUUAAAAUUCCAAUUCGAGGAAAGGAUAUUCAGAGAGCCACAAUUUUUGGAUCAAUUUAAACUUGAUAAUCGUGAUCCCCAACUUAUCCAAGAUCGCUGUGACGGAGACAUCUACAAAAACAUUCACAAAAAAUUCGUAGAUGCAGGAGGAAAAACUAUGACGUUAUUUGGUGACGGUGUUGCUCCGUUUAAAUCUAGUCAGCAAAGCUUUUACGAAUUCUCUAUCACAUUCAAUGAGAUGAAAUCAAAUGUAAGAAAGAAGCGCAAGAAUAACUUUUUGUGGCUACUAUUUCCUAACAAACCAUCUCAAGAAGAAAUCAAUUUGUGUUUGAAAAUCAUGAUGGAUGAUUUGAAUGUGUUCAAUGAUCAAUUUAAACAAAUAUCAUUGAGAUUAGAAAGAGUAAUUGCUGACUUACCUGCAAGGUCUAAAAUUCUCUUAUUUCAAAAAUCAGGGUAUUAUUUUUGCCAUUUAUGCAAGAUUCGAGGGGAACCUGUUCAGUUAUCAGGAGGAACUACUCAAGUUAGAUAUCCACUUAGGAGAGACAUUUCUAGCAAUCAACGAAUUGUUUUUGGUUUGAGAGAUCGACAUUUUUGGAAUAAUGUUUCGGGAAAAGAGUUGUCAUGGGGUGUUCGUAGAUAUUCUCCAAUAUUAGACCAGAGUUGGAAACCAACUCCCACUACAAUAUGCUCCUAUGAUUCAAUGCAUAACUUGUAUGAAAGAAUUAUGCGUGACAUGAUGGAGAUGAUUCCACUUCAAUAUUGGGACGAGUUCGACAAGGAAUAUCUCAAGCAAAAAUUUCCUUCGUUCUUACAUAGACACCCGAGAUCAGUUUCCAAAAAUUUAGUACACCUUAAGGCAAUGGAGAUAUAUAUGAUUAUUCACUAUUAUCUAGAUCUACUUCAGGAUGUUAAGAAUUUCAGUAUGAUUGAGUUGAAGUAUAAAAUUAUUAAGAGAAUGGUUGUUGUAAUUGACAAGUUAACAGAUGCCAUUAAUAUAGCUGAUUUGAAUUCAAUUAAUGAGGAAUUAAGAGGUAUUUUGGAGGAUUAUCAAGAGAUGGUGGGCAUUGCAAAGGCUACAAUGAACUUCCAUGUAGCUAGUGAUAUGGUGCGAAAUGCAAGCCUAUAUGGUCCAUUGGCACAUAAUACAGCCUUUGUUGGGGAAAAUCUAAACUUCACAUUGACCAAGCCGUUCAUUUCAUCAAAUUCUGCAAGGUAUUCUAUUAUGUUUUUUGAUAUGGCGCAGUUAUGCGAUAUAUUUGGUUUAAGUGAACUCAAACCUUCGGAAUGUGUGUGUGGUCAUUUCGUAUUGAAGAAAGAGAGAGAUGUUGUGGCUGAUACUUCUUGUACUCCUGCAAAAUACUUCAAGAUCAAAUCAUUCACGGAUUCCACAGUGACUUUGCAGAAUUUGUCAGACAGGUCUGUGAUUGAAGUGUCCUACAAAGAGCCUCUGGUUCCUUGUGUUACUGUUACUAGAAAGGGGAAGAGUUAUUUCAUUCCGAUGCACAAGAACGUAAAUCAAUAUAUUUAA
Molecule: messenger RNA, 1764 nt
Organism: Naegleria lovaniensis
Lineage: Eukaryota; Heterolobosea; Eutetramitea; Acrasida; Naegleriidae
Exons: 1
Coding region: 1-1764 (587 amino acids)
Source: RefSeq, a predicted model, not a curated record